AUGAUGCAGGAACGAAGUAAAGCAGAUCCUUCAUCAGGGGAAGCUUUGGAAGAAGAUCCGCCACCUAUGCCUCUUCCGUCAUUCCCAAGUCAUGAUUGGAUUGGCCCAGCUGAUAAGAAAUCUAAUCUCAGAUUGAUUAUACUUGCUCAGCCUGAACAGGAAACCGAUUCAGAAAGAGAUUACAGAGUCAUGAGAACAGCCACGUAUGAAUGGAACCAUCAGUUCUGGUCAAAGCAAAAUGAAAUAUUCAUCAAGGCCAAAGAGCAAUUUGUCCAGGAACGUCUUGGUAAUAAGCAGAAAGAGAUAAAAGACUCUUCGGGUAAUGAGGCUGUAAUAUCUGGUGUAAAGCAAGUUCUGAGUGCUGAGGAGAUGGCAGAGUUUUAUCAACAAUUUCUGAAAGAAAAUCAGCAUUCAUUCAAAGACUACAACAAGCAAUGGUACAGCAAAAACUUCUCUCUCUUGUGGCCAGCAAUAAAAGCCAAUGUAUCAAAGUUGAUGAAGAAGAACAAAAGAUGAUGAUGCAUCAAUUAAGAUUAUUUGUAAAGGAAGAUUGUCAAGAGGAUUGUUGCAACAUCAGUUGAGAAGGUUGAAAAGGUUCAGUCUCACUUUGACAGUUGUUCCACCAAGACUAUGCCUGGCUCUAAUGGACCUCCAGUGAAGGAAGCUAAGAAAUCUCAGUAGUGACAAAUGUUUCCCCAGAACAGACGGAUAUUUCCUUCUAGGUUGAGAGCUCAACAUUCUGAAGUGGAUCUGAUGCUUGAUUUAUCCUUAAUUAAUGGGUUAUCAGGGAUACUGGGUAAAUGUUGCUUUAACUCAACCAACUGAUUUUUUUUCUGAUCCCAUACAGCCAAAAUAUAUAUAUAAAAAAUAUUGUCCAGAGAUGCAUGAACAAACUCACAACUAGCUAGGUACUCACAUCAUUAUGAGUCCUGGAUAUGAAUUUCACAAGCUUGUCCACGUAACUAUGUACAGAAAAAAAAUUAUGUUGCAUUAACAUCGAAGAUUUGCUUUGAUCAGCAGCUAUUUGCAGUUACAAAACAAAUAAAACGUCUGCCUUUGCAACAUUUUGGUUGCAUUGAAUCCUGAUGACUUCAUACACACAAUUUUGCUGAGGUUUGUCUAAACAAGCCCAAAGGCUUAAUACAGGGAUCAUCUCUGUCCUAUAUAGUCAGUUUGUUCCAAGUAUAUAUGUGCAGGAGGAAAUCGUGUCUGCAGCUUAAGUGAACUACAUGUAUGCCAAUGUCUAAUCAGUUUUGACAAAAAAUAACUUUCUAUUGAAGUAUGUAUCAUAAACUUUAAUUUGAACAAAAAGAACAGCUAUGUCAUUGACCGUGCCUGCAUUAUGCCAUUAGCAGAUCCUUGACUUUGUGACAAAUGAUUUUUAAUUUUAUUAUCCUUAACCGAGUUUUAAUUUCAUUGCAAUCUGCAAUUAUUUCUUUUAAAGUAUGUUUAAAAUGACAUUUGAAUUCAAAGUUAGACCUGGAAGACACCACGCCUGAUUUAUGAUAUAAAUUUCAAGGAAUUGGAAAGAAGUGAAAAUAAUUAAAGUUGGUGUAGUAUUAAUUGUAAUUGGCAAGACCCAAAUGUACAAAUGUUUUAACCUCAAAUGACCUUUGAAUUUAAAUAAGGAUCAGCAAUUUUUGUCACAUUAUAUCAGUGAUACUUUAUUAUAGUCACCUCUUGUUCACACUACACAUCAUAGGAACUCAAAAUGUUAAAGAUUCAACAUUUUAAGUUAAACUGUAAGGUUAUUUAUGUUGAUAAUCCUACACCCAAUUUUCAUGGAAUAGUUUUUUUUUUAAUAAUCCGAUUUGUUGAAGUUUUGCUGCUGCUUAGCACUUACGUCUUGCUUAUGAAGGGGAGACAAAAUUUGUAAUUUGAAAGAUGGGUUAUGAUUACAUAGAUCCAAAAUUGCAAAAAUGACUGUAUGGAGAACUUAAAUUGCCAAUGUACUCCUGCCCAUAAGACUGAUCUAAAAGAAACUUCAUUUGCCUCUUUUCAUACCUUUAAAUAAAAAUCUUGAACACCAUUACAUAAAAUUAUAU
Molecule: messenger RNA, 2045 nt
Organism: Lytechinus pictus (painted urchin)
Lineage: Eukaryota; Metazoa; Echinodermata; Echinoidea; Temnopleuroida; Toxopneustidae
Product: COA8 family protein CBG23705, mitochondrial-like
Exons: 3
Coding region: 1-516 (171 amino acids)
Biological process (GO): intrinsic apoptotic signaling pathway
Cellular component (GO): mitochondrion
Source: RefSeq, a predicted model, not a curated record